Messenger RNA from Acanthamoeba castellanii str. Neff, 1158 nucleotides. Its product is annotated as actin subfamily protein. Bases 1 to 1158 code for a protein of 385 amino acids. The transcript is spliced from 9 exons. The record is from RefSeq and is a predicted model, not a curated record. Lineage: Eukaryota; Discosea; Longamoebia; Acanthamoebidae.
AUGAGGGCCAGUCGUGCCCUCUACCGCCUCGGCCGCAUGAACCCGGUGUGGCAGCACUUCGCGACUAAUGCUGCUGCGUCGUCGUCGUCGCUGGCAACCGAAAAGAAGUCGUGGAAUGCGGACUGGUAUGGCCUGUGCCGACGCAUGGUGGCGGACGGUCGGCGCAAGGCUCAGGUGCCUCGCAAUCGGCAUAUCGAGGGCGGUAACGAGAGCUUCGGCUUCGAGCACCAUUGCAAAGGCGUUGAGCUGGCUCACCGGUGGCAGACCAGAAGCGGCCCCAUGUUGCCAUCAGCUCUCACCGUGGGCGAUGUCAACGCCGGCAUCCGCCCCCCGGCGAUUGUCAUCGACAGCGGCACCUUGAAUACCAAAGUUGGAUUCGGCGGGGAAGAGAAGCCCCGAGCGACGUUCCCUACGAUAGUGGGUCGCCAACGUCACUGCCACUCCUUCACCCCGAAGGUCUACACCGGUGACGUGGCCCUCCAGAGAGGUGGCCACCUCACCUGCAGAUUCCCUCCAAUGGACCAUCCCGUGCUGAACCUCGAGCCGAUCGCGCAAUCGCGUGCCAGUCGAGAAAAGGCCACCCAGAUCAUGCUCGAGACUUUCAACGUUCCGGCCUAUUGCUCCGUCGCUCAGCCGGUCGCGGCGCUGAUGGCAAACGGGCUCAAAACCGGUUUGGUCGUGGACGUGGGUGAGAACAUCAUCGACGUGGCGCCCGUGUAUCAAGGGCACUGCCUGCAGUACGCCGCGCAAAGAUUGGAAAUCGCCAGAGGGCACGGACUGACCGGGGUCCUCCGCGCCUUGCUCAACGAAAAUCGUGAACCAAACCAGCGACUCCGUACCACCUCUGAGUCCCAGAAAGUGCGCCAGGCCAAGGAGGCGCUGUGCUUCACGUCGCUGAACUUUGAGGAUGACAUGCGCAUUGCCGACAUGCAGCAGAACACCGUGCGCGACCCGCUAUUCGGGAACAUUGUGUUCGCGGGCGGGUCGUCAGCGAUGCCCGGAUUUGGCCAGCGCCUGCAGCACGAGGGCCGAUCCGCUGCUGGCGACGUGCAGGGCGGAGCCGCAUUCGCCUCCCUCGCGGCGUUCGACGACGCCUGGCUAACGAGCCAGCAAUACGACGAGUACGGCCCGCCCCAAAUCGAUUGGGUCUGCUACUGA